Molecule: messenger RNA, 336 nt
Organism: Naegleria lovaniensis
Lineage: Eukaryota; Heterolobosea; Eutetramitea; Acrasida; Naegleriidae
Exons: 1
Coding region: 1-336 (111 amino acids)
Source: RefSeq, a predicted model, not a curated record
AUGGACCUUCAACACCUUCUCCUCUCUCGUUUCAAGAGAUUAUUGACACCGUCGAGUAGUUGUGUCGAGAGAAUUUUCAAUGACAACCCUUCUUCCGAGAGUGGUUGUAUUUUCAGCAGACCAUUGUUUACCAUACAAGCCACGAAUCUGAGAGUUGUCAUGAUGACGACAACCAUGCAUGAUCCAACAGUGCAUGAAGAUGUCAAACAAGGUCUUCUCGAUUUUGGAAGAGAUGAGUCUCCAAUGAAACAAAGUUUUGAGAUUCCUUCCUCUCAAUGGCUCACUGGUUCUUUCCCGAAUAUCAAUGACAGGGACAACAACAAACCAGCACGUUAA